CUGUCUGCAAUAGGACCUUGCAGGUAGCUGUUUAGUUCAGCCUCAAAAGCCUGCUGUUCUGUCAGAUCAGAUGUUGCAACAGGCUCAGUGUAGGACUUCUUAAAAUAGCUGCCCAGUGUCUUCUUAGUGAGCAUAGUGAGGCUCAUAUAUGGCUCAGAUGUGCGGCUGGACCACAGGUCAGUGGUAGUAGCAAAGUAUCUCACGUUCUUUAGCUCAUUUUCCAGCUUUCCACGGCACUCUUCGUAAAGCUGGGACAGUGCGGUUCUGGAGAAGUAUUUUCUGCCCGGAAGUUCGUACCUGGAGUCAAGCACUUUAAUUAAUUUCUUAAAACCGUCGUACUCCACUGUGUUUAGGGGCAUCAUGUCUUUCGCCAGAAAGAAUGAAACGGCUCUCGUUAUAUCCUUGCUCCUUUUGAAACUCACUUCAUAAGGAGUAAUGGCCACAAAGGACGACGCAAUCGAUUUCUGCUUUGGUACAGCCCCGCUGCUAGUGCUACUUGUUGAUGGAGUAACGUUAGCAUCAGCCCGCAUGUUAAUGCUUUCAGUGUGUUCACAGGGAUGACACUUUUUUAGGUGAUGGAAUAGGUUGGUUGUGUUACCAGUUUUGGUUUUGACCGGACUACGACAUAUUUUACAGAUCAUUUGAAUCUGCGCCUUGUCGCUCUUCAAAAAGCCAAACCACUUCCAUAUAACCAAAUUUGUGCUACCUUGUUUGUCGACAAUUUCAUCAUUUUUGACUACUUGCUCGAUGUUUGUCUCACUUUUGCCACUGCUUUCACUCAUUUUUGUGGUCCUCGUCUCCAGCUUGUUUUGCAAAGUGCCGUAGGAAAUUAGCUAACUUUGUUCUCUGAUGUGCACGUUUAAAGCUGCAUGUUGAUUGGCUGUUGUCGCAUAUUGCUGCUGUGUGAUUGGCUCUUACAAAUCCAUAUCAAGUAAAAAUGCCGAGAGCUUAUCAUCGUUAUUGAUAUCGAUUUUAUUGCGAUUCGAUAUUAUAUCGUUUAUCGGCACAGUACUACUCCUGAAUCACUCAAUAUGCAGAGGAGGACAACAUCAACAGUGUACAUGUGUGUGUAAACCUGCCAACACACUCAUAACGGGCUGAGUUUACAUACCUGUGCACAUCCAGUACUAUCCCUAUCAGUGAUGAUUUAUAAUGGAAUGUCUCAUAAUAUAGCUUGAUUUUUGCAUGGAACAUAUAACCUGGUUACUCAAAUAUGAUCCUUACAUAGUGUUGUAAGCAAAUUACCCACAGGGUCAGAAAAGCAAAAAGACAUGAAAAACAUAUCACACAAUACCAGUGUCCUUCCACAGUCUGUCUGUAGUCUCCUCCUGCAGUGCCUUUUUUUUUUUUUUUUUUAACAAUGAGGGAUACAAGCAACUGUCUGUAUGGCCUAUAUCUAAAAACUGCAGUGUCUUGAAUUGAUACUGCAGAUGUACCUUUAUUUCUCUGAUCCCCUCCCUCAUUUUUGCAGCUUUGGGACCCAACCUUUCAGUGAAAGUCUAUAAUCAUUGGGCAACCCCGUGCUAAUCUCCCUCUUUUCAAGUGUGUCACCAAACGUCAUGAGUAGUUACACAUCAAUUAAUUCAUUCAUUCAGAGGAGGAGACCGUCCCGAGUGAAGACUUACGUCUGGUGUCACGUGGAUGAAGCGACAAACGACGAAGAGAAGUGCAAGUGGUAGCAGUGACUCUGAAGAGAUAAGAUGCAUCAGUCUGGACACGUAAGACAAAACAGUGAAGAAUGUCUGUCUUCAAGUCUUCAAGAUGCUGAAGUUAGGAAACUGGCUCCAUCGUCGCCUGUGUAUUCGAGUGCCAAGUCCCACACAAUGAUCUCAUCCUCACAACACUCCUCGAAGCUGAGGUAUGUGUCUCUGGGAGUGCUGGUUGUGCAGUCCACCUCGUUGGUGCUCAUCAUGCGCUACUCCCGCACCCAGAAGGAAGAUGGCCCUCGCUACUUGGCAUCCUCUGCCGUGGUGUCGGCUGAGGUGCUCAAGAUCCUCGUCUGUACCUUUCUCGUGUUUAUGGAGAACAAUUUCAGUGUGCAGGCAAUGAGCCAACUGUUCCAGGAGAUUGUGAACAAGCCCAUGGACACCAUGAAGCUGGCCAUUCCUGCAGGGAUCUACACACUGCAGAACAAUCUGCUCUAUGUUGCCUUAUCCAACCUGGAUGCAGCCACCUUUCAGGUGACGUAUCAGCUGAAGAUUCUCACCACAGCGCUGUUUUCCAUCUCCAUGCUGGGCAAAAGGUUGGGCUUGAACCAGUGGCUCUCGCUGCUCUUCCUCAUGGCUGGAGUUACACUAGUGCAGUGGCCAAGCGAGCCUCAAGGUGGCUCAGAACAGAAGACCCGGUCUGCAGGCUCCCAGCUUGUAGGACUGAUAACCGUGCUGAUGGCCUGUGUGUCUAGUGGCUUUGCUGGAGUUUACUUUGAGAUGAUCCUCAAGGGAACUAAACAAAGCCUGUGGGUCCGUAACAUCCAACUGGGUUUGUUCAGCUUUAUCUUUGGCUUCAUAGGAAUGAUGGCGUAUGACGGCCAGAGCGUUUGGCAGUCAGGAAUGUUUCAGGGAUACAAUAUGAUCUCCUGGACAGUCGUUAUCUUACAGGCUCUGGGCGGACUGAUCGUAGCAGUGGUCAUUAAAUAUGCAGACAACAUCCUCAAAGGAUUUGCAGCAUCUGUGUCCAUCAUCGCGUCUGCUUUUACUUCGUAUCUCUUCUUGGGGGACUUUAAUCCCACUGGUGUGUUUUUCCUAGGGGCAACGCUGGUUAUUGCUGCUACAUUUCUUUACAGUUAUGACUGCAAACCUGCCAGUAACAGCGCAGUCCAAAUAUAAACCUCUAUGCUACCUGACAUAGAUGGAGCAGGACUCCAUGAACCAUGACAUUAAGUUUGGCAUGUAAAAAUUACAAAUGUGAGAAAUGUGGAAGUCAUCAAACUUGUUACUGACAAUCAACUACAGCUGGAGACGGCUGGGAAUGAGGUGCCACCAUCACUCCUAUGGAAAAAUGCUGCAUUGCACAAGAUAGGGGUUAGUAAUAUGAAGUAUAUUUCUUUUGUUGUAUUUUAUAUGUGUUGUGGGAUUUGGGAAAAGAUUAAAACACAAAAGGCGUUGUUGCCGUGAGCAUCUGCCUCAGAGAGAGUAAAUCCUUGACAGACCUUCCAUCUACUGGUGGAAUGAAGAGCAAAUCUGCUGCAAAGAGGAGGGGUUACCUCUGAUCAAAGAUGCUGAAUAUUUUUUAUAUGAGAUGAAAUAGGAUGGGAUGUGAAUUCUUUGACCUUGCUUCUCACAGUUGGAGUAUUUAUUUCAAAUGCAUUCAUCUUGCUGUCAUUUAAAUGCAAAGUAAAGGUUUUCAUGUGAGAACAAAUGAAUAAUUAAAAGCAUAUUUUAUGCUAAAAACAAGCAGACCUGCCUUGAUCUUU
This is a messenger RNA of Monopterus albus (swamp eel), 3412 nucleotides long. RefSeq names its product solute carrier family 35 member A3b (gene slc35a3b). NCBI's taxonomy places the organism in Eukaryota, Metazoa, Chordata, Actinopteri, Synbranchiformes, Synbranchidae. Gene Ontology annotation, molecular function: pyrimidine nucleotide-sugar transmembrane transporter activity. Gene Ontology annotation, cellular component: Golgi membrane. Gene Ontology annotation, biological process: pyrimidine nucleotide-sugar transmembrane transport. Bases 1701 to 2825 code for a protein of 374 amino acids. The record is from RefSeq and is a predicted model, not a curated record. The transcript has 10 exons.